Molecule: messenger RNA, 1217 nt
Organism: Thamnophis elegans (Western terrestrial garter snake)
Lineage: Eukaryota; Metazoa; Chordata; Lepidosauria; Squamata; Natricidae
Gene: CCDC59
Product: coiled-coil domain containing 59
Exons: 4
Coding region: 130-753 (207 amino acids)
Cellular component (GO): nucleus
Source: RefSeq, a predicted model, not a curated record
GCAAAGUGAAUCAAGUGCCGAGCAAAGCUAUUUCUACAUUGUUCCCAAUCGGAUUGUCCUGCUGCUGAAAAGAAGACGGUGACGCCUAUUGAUGACAUAGGCAACGUGCGACAAAACCGAAUAGAUUGCAUGAUGGCGCCAGUUGGGAAGAAUAGAGACUCACCGAGCUCCAAUAGAAAAGGAGGAAAAGAAAAGGCUCCGGCUGGUCUGAGUCGGAAGCAGCCCCGGCGUUGGGACACUCAUCAAUUUAGGGGAAGCCUCCAGGAGGGUCAAGGCUUUGCCAUUUGGAGAAAACAAAAGAUUCAACGUGCCUACAAAAAGUUACUUAAAAAGGAAAGACAUGUGAAUCCUCAGAAGAAUGUUGGGUAUACUGAAGAUUAUCCAGAACAUCUGAAACAUCUUUAUUUAGCUGAAGAGGAAAUGCUUCGGAAACAGCAGAAACCUAAACAUAAACCAGUAGUACUUGAAGAGAAGGAGACUGUAACUUCAAAGAGCAAUGUGAUUCAGAGAAAAUUUAAAGCAAAAACUUCAAACCAGAAAGCAAAAGCGGAUUAUGAAAAAAUAAAGACUGAACGAAAUGAGAAAAAAGAAGCAGCCCAAAAAAGAAGAGAAGAAAGAGAGAAAGCUCAAAAGCUUUAUAAACAGAAGAAAAUGGAAACAUACAAAAUAUUAAGUAAAAGGACUAGAAAAGGACAACCAAAUCUAAAUUUACAAAUGGAAUAUCUACUUCAAAAAAUUGAGGAAAAAGCAUAAUUUGUCAUAUUAUUUUAAAUUAUAGACACGAAAAAUGAUAAUAUGCACUGGUUAUGGACUUUUCUUUCUACAAUGGCCUGCCUUUAAAUUUUGUAGCGUCAACUCUUAUUAAGGUUUAUUAUGUUAUAAUGCAAAAUUAAUGGGGAUGCUAGAUUCACUUAACAACCGUGUCACUGCUGUAACAUUUAUAGUGAUUCACUUAACAACUGUAGCAAGAAAGGUCAUUAAAUGGAGCAAAAUUAACAGAAAUGUUGGGCUCCAUUGUAGUAGUAAGUCGAGGACUACCUUUACAAUUUCUAAGUGGGCAUGCAUAGAAUUGCAUUGCUGUUUUCAAUACAACUGGUAUUUGCUGUACUUUUUUCCCUCUUUUUGUUUUGCAUACAUUCAAAAAUUCACUUUUAACUGACUAUGAACAAAGUGUUCUUGCCAUAACUUGAUUAAAAUUCAGAAAUAGAGUUUGUAAA